This is a messenger RNA of Ascochyta rabiei, 1662 nucleotides long. Its product is annotated as Lysine--tRNA ligase. NCBI's taxonomy places the organism in Eukaryota, Fungi, Ascomycota, Dothideomycetes, Pleosporales, Didymellaceae. Gene Ontology annotation, cellular component: mitochondrion; cytoplasm. The record is from RefSeq and is a predicted model, not a curated record. Gene Ontology annotation, biological process: mitochondrial lysyl-tRNA aminoacylation. The transcript is spliced from 3 exons. The coding region runs from base 1 to 1662 and encodes 553 amino acids. Gene Ontology annotation, molecular function: ATP binding; tRNA binding; lysine-tRNA ligase activity.
AUGAGCAGACCCGCACUCCAUUUCCUCCGCCCAUACUUCUACCGAGGCGCGCACUCCCUCAAGCCACAGCAUGCUCAGGCGUAUUUAUCUGUGCAACGGCGCUUGAAGCACAUCGCUGCCGAUGCUUUCACCGGCCCACACGACGUCGAGAAGCAGAAGAGGCUCGAUCAGCUGAAGCACAUCAAGCCACUGGGCGACUACCAUCCACAGUUGGUCUACCCUGCGGAUGCUGAAGUCCUCUCUCUUCGAGACUUCAAUGCAAAAUUUGCAGACAUCCGAGAAACGCAGGCUGAAAAUGUCUCCGUGUUCGGAAGGGUUCGCUCGGUGCGGCUACUCGGGUCCAAGCUGAUGUUCCUCGACAUUGAGCGUGACACUCAGCGACUGCAGAUCAUGGUGGAGCGGAAGAAGCUCGACCAGGAUGAUUCUGAAGAGCUGUUCAAGAGUCUGAAGAAGGUCGCAAGGAUCGGGGACUGGGUCUCUGUUGAAGGAAAUCCCACGAGGACGUCGUCGGGCCAGUUGUCUGUUCUCGCCUCAAAAGUGCCUCACAUCCUUGCGCCCUGUCUUCAUCAUAUUCCUAAAAAAGUCGACAAUGCUGAAACGCUUGCUCGACGCCCUCACAUUCACUCUCUCACGAGCGAUGAACCAGCCGAUACCCUCCGACUUCGAGCGCUGAUCUAUGAUUACAUACGGACGUCGUUGAUACAAGGCGGGUUUCUAGAAGUAGAGACGCCGAUGUUCGACGUCAACGCUGGAGGGGCUAUUGCGCGACCUUUCGAGACCGUCGCAAACGAGAUGUCCAACAUGCCCAUCAGACUCAGGAUAGCACCUGAGCUAAACCUCAAGCGCUUGAUCGUUGGCGGCCAGGACAAGAUCUUCGAAAUCGGACGUGCAUUCAGAAACGAAGGCGUCGACAACACCCACAACCCAGAGUUUUCCACGUGCGAGUUCUACGAGGUCGGCGCGACCCUUCCGCAGUUGAUCGAACGGACGGAGCACCUCAUCUACAACCUCCACAGCGCCAUCGACUCCCUCCGAUCAACCUACUUCCCCACUCUGUCCGCCCCUGAGGAGAUCGACUUCUCGCACCCCUUCGCCCAGCUCCCCUUCAUCCCCACGAUUGAAAAAGCCAGCGGCCGCACACUGCCCGACCUCACCUCCCCAACCGCCACCUCCGACAUCAUCUCCCUAUUCAAUGAGCUCUCUCUCCCCAUCCCACCCAACCCCACGCUCCCGCGCCUCCUCGACAACCUCGCAGAGACAUACAUUGAGCCGCACUGCCAGAACCCCACGUUCAUAACGCACCACCCGGAAGCUCUCUCGCCGCUCUCCAAAUCCUUCGUGUGCCCCACCACCUCGCAGCGCGUAGCCGCGCGCGUCGAGCUCUUCAUCGCGGGGCGCGAAUACGUCAACGCGUACGAGGAGGAGAACUCGCCGUUUGAGCAACGCCGCAAGUUCGUGCAGCAGCAGGAGUUCCAUGCCGAGGGCGAAGGGGCCAUCGACGAGAGCUAUCUCGAGGCGCUGGAGUGGGGGAUGCCGCCGACGGGUGGUUGGGGAUGCGGGCUGGAUAGACUGGUGAUGCUGUUUGCGAGCAAGAAGAGGAUUGCUGAUGUGUUGCCGUUUGGGACGUUGCGCAAUGUAGUUAGUAUUGCGAAGACUAGGUAA